AUUUUAAUUCACUGAAUGUGACACUCAUGUGAAUAAGUGGUACACAAAUAUCAUCAAAAUGAAAUCAUAGUUUAGUUGUGCGUUCUCUCUCUCUCUAAACAUUUGUACUAAUAAUAAAUUAUAUAAAAAUUGAUAUAUUAAUUAAAGAAAGAAAUCAUGGAGAAAGUGAGGCCUAACCGGAGCGAUGUACACAUGGAGGGGGAGGAGGCGGCGAAAGUGGAGGCCGCCGCACGAGACUACUUCGACGGGGUGGCGCCGAAGCGGCACACUAAGCCUCUACGCAGCGAAUAUUCCUCUUCUUCUGCUGCCUACGUGGAUGCUCACCCCGCAGCUGAUGACCAGCUCACUCCUGAAUACAUCGAAUUCCAACAUCUCGAGAAGGAAGACUCUCAGAAACUUGUUUAUAGUGGAAGCAAAGUUGCAGAAGAAUUCACGGAAACACAAUAUUACAAGGAUCUCAAUGGGGUCGACAAGCAGCAUCACACGACCGGAACGGGGUUCAUAAAAGUGGACGACGCAAAGGGGAAGAAGGGCUUCAGCCUAGAACCCGAUUAUGCUAGUGAAAGUCAUGCCUCGUGUCGGGGAAACCCUGCAACUAACGACUGGGUUCCAUCUGCUUCUGAUGAUGCGGUGGAUUUAAUGACUGACAAGCCAAAUAGGAGUGGGUGAUUUUGGUCAUUCUUGAUGAUGAUGAUGAUUGCAGUUUGGUGUUCAUUUUAUCCACAUGUUUGGAUAUGUUUUGAGAUUCUUGGUUUCAAUUUGUGUUUUCUAAGUUGAAUUGUCUUCUCAUAUCAAAACAUAAUUGAGUGUGGUACUAAUCUAGUUGGGUACUAUUAGGCCUUGGUUUCAAGUUUCAACCUAAACAGUUUUUUUAGUUUGAAAGGGUAUUUAUAAAAAAAAAAAAUUACGGCCAA
Messenger RNA from Erythranthe guttata (spotted monkey flower), 914 nucleotides. It is a transcript of the gene MEE59, whose product is annotated as maternal effect embryo arrest 59. NCBI's taxonomy places the organism in Eukaryota, Viridiplantae, Streptophyta, Magnoliopsida, Lamiales, Phrymaceae. The record is from RefSeq and is a predicted model, not a curated record.